This is a messenger RNA of Betta splendens (Siamese fighting fish), 1462 nucleotides long. RefSeq lists its product as uncharacterized. The transcript is spliced from 3 exons. The record is from RefSeq and is a predicted model, not a curated record. Bases 1 to 675 code for a protein of 224 amino acids. Lineage: Eukaryota; Metazoa; Chordata; Actinopteri; Anabantiformes; Osphronemidae.
AUGUCGGCUUUAGUGUCGCACACGACAUUUUGGCGAGCCAGCCAGGAGGAUCGGCCCGUGUCUGAGGCGGCGGACUGGGGGAGAGACGGCGAAGCUCAGGGGCCCCAAUCCACCAUUAAGGUGAAAGAGGCCAACGGUACAGGGGAGAACAGAAUACCACUGGAUGUGAGAAACAUCCAAGUAGGAGACCAGGUGCUCAUACGCGUGUUCAAAAGGCAGUGGAAUCAGCCUCGCAGAGAGGGGCCGUUCAAGGUUGUGUUAACCACACCCACUGCUUUAAAAGUAGAAGGUAAGGACUUCUGGUACCACCUUAAUCACUGCACGCGUCACCGACCACCUAACCCGCCGGGGAACCUACCAGCCCCAGUGCAUGCUGAAGGGGAUGCGGACAGCACCCCACGAAGUAGAAUACCAGCUUUACUUCCUUCUAACGGGGAAAGACGAUCAGAAAGAUUAAAAGCAAGAAGACAAGUCACGCAAACCUCACAAAGGGAAAUACCAGACCACGCACAUAGUAACACUGACUUUAAUAAUGCAACAUCCACAGUUACAAGUCCUGGAACAGCAGGUGAAGGGUUCUCAGUCGAAGAUGCUGCUUCCCUUGCUCCUGACCACUCUGACGUACCUCUACACACACCAGCAUGGGAAGGAGACGUGUCGGAGGAGCCUGAAUAGCCCCCGCCGCCUUUCUCUCUCUUCUCUCUCUGUUCUUCUUGUGCUAACCCUUUUAGGCUUAGCAAGGGGGGAGCUACUACUGCUACAUGACACUGCGUCUGAGCUAACUAGUACUGAAAAAGGCCAACACCCACUAGCUGGUUGUGCGCUGGCCAUGAUUACACUAGCUGUUCAUAAAGGCAUAAUAGAACCACGGAGCAACCGCCACUACACAUAUGUAAAGUCUAAUGCAUAUGAGUUCACACUGACCACUAGUUUGUCAGAAACGUAUUGGCUGGGAAAUCCACGCACUGAUGACUGCCGAGGAGAAGGGAUGAUGACCAUACAGGUAACAUGCACGAAAACGAUAUGUCAGGAAGCUGAUGCAGGAGAGCCCAUGACAGUGUUAGAAGCUAAUCAAUUAUUCCACUUAAUACAUGGGAGAGAGAAACGUGAUGUAGAAAAAUUAAAAACGUCCAAAUGGGACACUAAUCUAUUUCAACAGUGGCUAAAAUAUUCGGCUGAAGCAAUGUUCAAUGCAAAAGGAGGAAAAAAGCAAGACUGUAUUGCUUGCUAUAAUGCCAAAAAGAUACCCCAAAUUAAACCACUGCCAGGAAGUGAAAUAGGAAGCUGUCCUGAUUUGUCAGUAUGUUUCGCACACUGUGCAUUACACAUGGCAGGAGAUUUGCAGCAAUGGAGCGAUGUACUAACAGUUUGCCCAUCUAGAUAUACUCGAAAGCAUAGAGAGUUUGACAUAGCAACCAUAAUACCUCCAAUUGUAAGAAAACCUGAUUCCAUGACCUUUCCU